GGACUGGGGCCUGGCCCCCUGCUGGGGUUGGUUGACAGUUAAGCGAAUGCCUGGCUGAGUGACAUGGGGACCAACCUCUGUACCUGACUGCCCAGCUCCGGGGGCACCGGGGUGCGGCCAUGGAGAAGAUGUCCCGCGUGACCACGGCCCUGGGUGGCGGCAUGCUGACGGGCCACACCAUGCACUGCCACCUGGACGCGCCGGCCAACGCCAUCAGCGUGUGCCGGGACGCAGCGCAGGUGGUGGUGGCUGGCCGCAGCAUCUUCAAGAUCUACGCCAUUGAGGAGGAGGGCUUCGUGGAGAGGCUCAACCUUCGUGUGGGCCGUAAGCCCUCGCUCAACCUCAGCUGUGCUGACGUGGUCUGGCACCAAAUGGAUGAGAACCUGCUGGCCACGGCUGCCACCAACGGCGUGGUGGUCACGUGGAACCUGGGCCGGCCAUCUCGCAACAAGCAGGACCAGCUGUUCACGGAGCACAAGCGUACAGUGAACAAGGUCUGCUUCCACCCCACAGAGGCCCACGUGCUGCUCAGCGGGUCCCAGGACGGCUUCAUGAAGUGCUUUGACUUGCGCCGCAAAGACUCGGUCAGCACCUUCUCAGGACAGUCCGAGAGCGUGCGCGACGUCCAGUUCAGCAUUCGCGACUACUUCACCUUCGCAUCCACCUUCGAGAACGGCAACGUGCAGCUGUGGGACAUCCGGCGGCCAGACCGCUGCGAGAGGAUGUUCACGGCCCACAACGGGCCCGUCUUCUGCUGUGACUGGCACCCUGAGGACAGGGGCUGGCUGGCCACAGGUGGGCGGGACAAGAUGGUGAAGGUGUGGGACAUGAGCACGCCCCGGGCCAAGGAGACACACUGCGUGCAGACCAUCGCCUCCGUGGCCCGCGUCAAGUGGAGGCCCGAGUUCCGCCACCACCUGGCCACCUGCUCCAUGAUGGUGGACCACAACAUCUAUGUGUGGGAUGUGCGGCGCCCCUUUGUGCCAGCCGCCAUGUUCGAGGAGCACCGUGACGUGACUACUGGCAUCGCCUGGCGCCACCCACACGACCCGUGCUUCCUGCUGUCGGGCUCCAAGGACAGCACGUUGUGUCAGCACCUGUUCCGUGAUGCCAGCCAACCUGUGGAGCGUGCCAACCCCGAGGGCCUCUGCUACGGUCUCUUUGGGGACCUGGCCUUUGCUGCCAAGGAGAGCCUGGUGACCACUGAUGGGGGGCGUAGGCCCUAUGCCGGUGACCGGCGCCCUCCUAUCUUCUUUAAGCGCAAGCUGGAUCCCACUGAGCCCUUCUCGGGCCUGGCCUCCAGUGCCCUCAGCGUCUUUGAGACAGAGCCCGCAGCCGGUGGCAUGCACUGGUUCGUGGACACGGCCGAGCGCUAUGCUCUGGCUGGGCGGCCGCUGGCCGAGCUCUGUGACCACAAUGCCAAGGUGGCGCGGGAGCUAGGUCGCAACCAGGUGGCGCAGACGUGGACCAUGCUGCGGGUCAUCUACUGCAGCCCGGGGCCGGUAUCUGCCGCUGGCGUCAACCACAGCGCGGGCAAGAGCAGCACCUGUGGCCUGUCGCUCCUGAACAGUUUCAACCUGAAAGACGUGGCCCCGGGGCUGGGCAGUGAGACACGACUGGACCGCAGCAAGGGAGAUGCCCGGAGUGACACAGCCCUGCUUGACUCCUCAGCCACACUGCUCACCAAUGAGGACAACGAGGAGACGGAGGGCAGCGACGUGCCAGCCGACUAUCUGCUGGGUGAUGCUGAGGGCGACGAGGAGGAGCUGUACUUGCUGGACGCCGAACAUGCACACCCCGAGGACCCUGAGUACGUGCUGCCGCAGGAGGCCUUCCCGCUGCGCCACGAGAUUGUGGACACGCCGCCGGGGCCAGAGCAGCUGCAGGACAAGGCUGAGUCCCCACAUGUGAGCGGCAGCGAGGCGGACGCGGCCUCCCUGGCCCCUGCGGACACUUUCUCGCUGCUCUCUGUGUCCCACACGCUGUACGACAGCCGGCUGCCCCCCGACUUCUUUGGGGUGCUGGUGCGGGACAUGCUGCACUUCUACGCGGAGGGGGGCGACGUGCAGAUGGCCGUGUCCGUGCUCAUUGUGCUGGGCGAGCGCGUGCGCAAAGACAUCGACGAGCAGACACAGGAGCACUGGUACACAUCCUACGUGGACCUGCUGCAGCGCUUCCGGCUCUGGAACGUGUCCAACGAGGUGGUCAAGCUGAGCACCAGCCGGGCGAUCAGCUGCCUCAACCAGGCCUCCACCACGCUGCACGUCAACUGCAGCCACUGCAAGCGACCCAUGAGCAGUCGUGGCUGGGUCUGUGACAGGUGCCACCGCUGCGCCAGCACGUGCGCCGUCUGCCACCACGUGGUCAAGGGCCUGUUCGUGUGGUGCCAGGGCUGCAGCCAUGGCGGCCAUUUGCAGCACAUCAUGAAGUGGCUGGAGGGCAGCUCGCAGUGCCCGGCCGGCUGUGGCCACCUGUGCGAGUACUCCUGAUAAAUCCCUGAGACAUCCA
Molecule: messenger RNA, 2508 nt
Organism: Ochotona princeps (American pika)
Lineage: Eukaryota; Metazoa; Chordata; Mammalia; Lagomorpha; Ochotonidae
Gene: WDR24
Product: WD repeat domain 24
Exons: 9
Coding region: 120-2489 (789 amino acids)
Biological process (GO): positive regulation of TOR signaling
Molecular function (GO): protein binding
Source: RefSeq, a predicted model, not a curated record